CUUAAUUCGUCUUCAACUUCGUGAUGAUUAGUUAAUGCAGUUAUUAAACAUGGUGCCUCUGUAUGUACCUGUUACUGUUUCUCCCCUUUGUGCUUGAACGCUUCCAGAUCCCUGUCCCAAAUAAAGCUGCGACUGCCCCCCAUUAGUUUGCAACUUUUACAUCGGAAGUCGGCCUCUAAAGUUAGUAGAAGAUGAAGAACGAGAACUACAACUACUGCAACGACUUCAACCGCAACUGCUUCCAACUCUACGCAUAAAAACUAAGUACACUGCAGCAACUCUUGAGGAAGUGAAAGAGAUAGAGCAGCGCUGUCUUUGUGUUUUGAGCAUCACACUACACUCAACACGGCGUAUUGCCGACACUGACUUUUUUCCGGAGAGCAGCCGGGUGCGUUUUUGCUUUACGUAACAAGAUGAUGAAACCGAAGGCGCAGUAAAUAGGGUGAAGGAGCAGAAGGAGAAGCAAACGCAAUCAGCUACACUCCAGGAACCAGCACCACCCCCAGAGCCGCUAUUCUUAGCAUUGCUGCGUACCAGCCUCGGUCGGUGGGACCUUCUCGUAUCGGCAAGAUCAUCCGCGUGAUAGUUGAACACUUCGAUAGUUUCAGGAGUACGCCGGACGAAAGGCAAAAACAAUCCAUCGCUCAGUCAAGAAGCAAAUUGCACUUGGCUUGCGCCUAAGAAUAAGAAACAUAAUAAAAAAGGAUAAGGUCCUCGUAGUGGAGCGACAUCACACCAGCACACGAUCUCGAUCACGUUGCCGACGAGUGAAAUAAGAUCACGACGCAGAGUGCCGACUUAGAUCAUCCUGCGGCACCAGGACUAGGAGUCCUACCAACAAUAUCUGAGGACGAGGAAGUACUACCUCAAGCAGAUCCAAAUUGGAACUAUGUGUUUGUGUCUUUCGGGAUGAGCCACCAGGACGGGAAUUCCGCGAAUGCAGUAAAGACCCUGGCGCACCGCUCAUCUAACCUGGGAUAUUUUGUUACGCCCAAUGACAAACCAGACGGAGAAGUACUGUUUAUUCCGCUAGAGAAAUUGCGGAAGCAGUCACUUCUCUCUGUUGUGCGCAACGGCGCAAAAGAAUUCGCAACGCUUCCUACCACCAAUAACGCGGACUUCGUCCAAAAUUUCGCGGCAGCAAAGAUUACAAACGCAAUUCUCAAAGGAGUUCAUGCAACUGGCAACAUUCACGCUUCGGAGUUCACAAUCCUUUCUGCUGACCUUCUCCCCGUUCUACUCCCCGCUCAUGGGCCGAGAAUGGAGCCCCCCUGGAAGAACGUCAUCGAUGCCGUGGAGCGAAGCCUGUUCGCUCUUUUGCCGGAGCUCGUGCCUACGGUGGGCUACAUGGACGAGUUUCAAGAAGCGGGUGUGCAUGCUGCCAGAGUCCUGAAACAGUUGCUGUGCGACAUGAAGUGGCUUCGAGGCCGUCACUGGGACAACGAAUUGGCGAUCCGGAAUGCGGGGGACUUACGCAUACAACAAGAAGAACAGAACGCGCCGGGAACGCCGUCGUGUGAUUUUCCUCACGAGGGAGAAGAGGUCUUUGAGGCUUACUUCCAAAGGAUCUUUAGUAUGCGUACGAAGAUCAAUUUUGCAGCAGAUGGAGAAGUCGUAGGUCGUAAGGCGAAGAAGAGCCCACUAGUAAAUACUCGUCUCCCCGUCGGACUCACCACGAGCACGAACUGGCGCGACGUGCCAAUAGGCAAGGAGGCGGCUGACAUGCUUGUGAACUUAUUCCGGCAGGUUAUUGCGUAUGUUCUAGGCGGCGACAGCUAUCGCCUCAAUCCCGGACUCCAUGCGAAGGAUUCUGGAACGACCUUUGUGUCGGGAGACGAUGGCAAACCAAGCAAUGGGCGUCCGCCUGGUGGAGAUGAAGAAGCAAAGAAGUAUCUAGAUCUGGGCAAAGUCAAAGCGCUGCCCCAACCACCGAUCAAUGAGCCGGCGGGCCGGCAGCUCGUCCGACACGAAGGGGGCAGCGGGAAGUAUUACCGCCUGUGGACCAACUUUCGUGUCGCAGACAGCUCGGAGGCAGCAGGCGGGGCUGAAAGGGGCUUAUUGGUCGCAGACACGGGAAGAGGAAAAGUUGCUAAGGCUGUUGGUGGCUCUCGUAAUCCUUUUAGCAAUCACAAGGCUUCGGUUUGGAAUGGCCUGCACAAUCCCAAAACAUCGAACCAGGGCGGCACGAUGGAUUUCGUCAAUUAUUGGCUUGGUGUUCUAUUCGAAGACCCCAAGACCCUAGUUGAAACGUAUGAGUUUUCCGGGUUCGUGAAGGUUGCUGGACUGUUAUGCAUGGUCGGCGGUAACCAGACUGCCCACAAAAUCAAAAAACAAAAAACGUGCACGACCACGAAUGGCCACGCCACGCGGUUGCUUGCUGCGGGUGUCAGACUCCUGCGCCACUCUCACUUCCGCAAAAUCAAAGAGAGCCAAAUCCGGCACCAGAUGAUAGGGCCUGGCUGUCUCGUCUUUCUACCAUUGCGGAGGAGCAAUCAAUAUGUAUAUCUUGAUCGAGGAAGAAAUAGAAAAAAAAAAAGUCCUUCGACGAAGUCGAAGUUGUAGCGUUAUUCCCCAUCUGGGUAGAAGAAGAAAGGAAGCAGGCACGAUACCAGGACAGAGACGUGGUGGCGUUUUUUCUAUCCUUCAGCGAUUUUGUGGCAUCUGAAACAGGACCUUUCCGCUGCAUAGUAAAAAAGAACAAGAAAAAGAUCCCCGGGGGCAGGCGAGCAGGCGGAGGAAUGGCAAGCAGUAGAGAAGCCAGACCCAGAUGCUGAUGAUACUGGCGCUGCGACAGAGAGUACCAGUUUCGUGGCGUUGGGCGAGAUAGCUGAACGCCACCAAAAAAAUUUUCCCGCUGCGCAGGAGCAAGCCGUCGCCGCACCAUCUGACGUCGGCGGGCUGAGCUGCAGAGGCGGCCUCUGUGGGAGAACCACGAAUGAAGAAGGUUGGGGCCCGUUUGAUGUUGUGGGAGGGCUGCCGCCUCUUCUAGGCCUUUCGUUCUUAUCGAAGGGAAACGCCCGGCCAGCUCGUAUUUUUCCUGCUGCCUGCCGACGUUCGUAUGUAGUGAAGCAAUACUUAUGAACUCUUCCGAAAGCGUCAUCUUCUGCAUUUUGGUGCCUUGAUUUCUUCAAGCUAAAAUCAAAAAUCGAAAAAGCAAAAAUUCAUAAGCAGCUUCAUUAGUGGUCGCGAAGCCUGCUGUCGUGGCGAUUAUGAUUAUGUUAAGCACGCGCACGCGAUGAGAAAUAAUUUGGGGAGCUGCGUGUCAUCUGGGUGCUGCGCUAGCAUGAGCACUUCUACGCGGCCUAACUCAGUGAGAGUUUGUGAAAGCGCAAUGCCGCUGAGCAACUGGAGUGGAAAAGGUUCUGUCACUUUUGCUGUGCGCCUUGCCUGGCUGCCCCGCUGCGCGUGCAUCGCGCACACGUUGGUAAGUGCUAGCUAUAGCGAUUCUUAUGUAAUGAAGAAGGAAGAAAGCAGUACAGGAGAAGCUGAGCAGGGCGGGGCCGGGGCGUUUUUCGUUGUGAUGUUUCGGUCUCGUUGCCGUCAUUUCCGUUUACCGCUGCGCCCUGUAUUUGAGGUACACUUACGCAUACCUUUUUUCUUUUUUAGGUUCCUAAAAAUGAUGCUUAACAAAAACUCCAUGAAGAGUUUCGAGAUUUCCCGACCUUUAGGAUGAAAGUAGGAGGCAUAAGGGGCGGACUUGUGGAACUAGGAACAGGUGCAGAAACAUCACCGAAAAAAGGAAGAGCAGCAUUGCGCUUGCGAUGUCGCAUCACUACAGUUGUCGACUUCUAUGCGCAGCUAAGAUGAAGGCAGCUCGGUGAUGUAACUCACUGCGUGGUGGACCGUGUGAACAACUGUAGCACGCUGCGAGGAGGAGGGAAGAGCAUUCUGGAGCCGCAAGGCAAAGGCGUCCAGGCGCAUGUACGGGCCACGAACUGGAACCGCGAAAAUCAGUGAUGACGAGCUUGGAUCACUGCCACUACCGAUCUGAUGUCGUUGCCGAAUUUUCUCGCUGUUUUAGCUUUGUGCAGAUUUGUAUUUAAAAAAAAAACCUUUUUUCUUUUUGUUUUUUGGUGUCUUGCUAACUGCUGGAACAGACAAACCGAAUGAGGUCAAAGCGUUACAGUGUCGUAGAAGCUUAGCAAAACCCCAACGCUAAGGCGGCGGCCAAAUCGUGCUCUCGAGCUCAGCUGCCGAAUCUGACAAACACAAAGGAAAGAGGCUAAGGCUUUCAGGAUGCUCGUCACCAGCAUGUGGACUGCCACGAGCCUGGAUCGCCGCCAUUAUUAGUUGGCACAGGGCCAGUGUAAGUGUUUGGGUUUUGGGGUCUUGAGGACUCUGAUCGCGCUAGGUUGCUAAGGCCGUCAGGAUUCCAUUAGGGAGGAAGCAGGUACCGAAGCACCCCGUCGGCGUCGCCUGUCACACGGCGCGACCUCGUCUACUAGGGUGUGGUCUUUAGUUUCCGUCCAGCAGGCUGAUCAUGGGCGCAUUAUUUGCCCACUCAUGGUGCGGCCGGAACCGGAUACGUUGCGUGCGGGCGCCAGCAUUUGGACACGAUCUAAGCAAGACGAAGCGUUAUACGACACGAAAAGGCAACAUGUCUUGAGACCACAGACGGGCGCUGGGCGGCGGCUGGGGGCAUUUUUGUUGGUAGGUUGCAUCGCCGGGACGCCCCUUGUUAACUCAAGUGCGCGCGCUCCCCGGUGCGUCACCAUUCAAAAACUGCCGCGAAAAAGGCAGGACAAUAGGGUCUGCGCUACUUCCUUCAAUGCAACAUAGACACACUACUUAUACUUUUGAAAACCCCGCCCCCGCGUAUGUGGGUGUACCUUGUGUCACUGGAUGUCUACCGCCCACGGCCGAAAUGCUUUCGUAAUACGCAAUCAUGAACCAUCAAAAUUUCUGUUUAAACCAUUCAGCACCCGACGCUUCUCGCUGUGCGCAUGUUGCCGGCUGAAGCAACAGAAGCGUAGUCACAACAACAAGCCGAAGCCCGGCCCGCAACGUUCCGGCGAAGGGGAGUCCAAGAAGGACGCACCGGUUGCGGUCGCCCCAGCUGGCCAACAAGAUCCUGGGACGAACUCUUCAAACUGCACCACUACAAACGGAGGCCGACACGACGACCAUUCGUCCGUUGGAGAAGAAGAGGAAGACGAAAGCCAAGCACUUUUGCAGGGCGGCCACCUUGCUCCGGCGUCAGUUCUGCACACCUCGGCCACGAACGAAGAAGACACAACCGCCGACCAGCAGGACCAUGGGACAGGGGUGGACGAUCAAGUUUCAUCUCAGCGCGAUGCUGCUUCCAAAGACACGACAACCGUGCUCGAUGCAAUGGGUCCAGAGCGAACAACACUGUUGAAGAGCAGCGCCUUUGCCGUCGCGAGCGACAGCGAAGUGGAACGGCAGGAGCAACUCAUUUUGGAAGCUUCGCUACGAAAUGCGGCUGGCAGAUCCCUGGCCGCGAGGUUUUUUGACUGCGUCAGCGGGUAAAGAAUGAGCCCUAACAAGUAAGAUGAACAAUCUUGCAAGGCGAGGAGGGAGUUUGUAUAAAAGGACUACAGCAUGAAUUAAACCAAGAACACAAAUAAAAAGUAGAGGUAAACAUAUUAGCAUAUAGCUCGCGGCUGUAGUUCUAUCUUCAGCACAUCUCUUAAGCCCACCAGUCGAUCCUACAUGAUCAAUCUGCAACACGAUUUUGAUUAACAACCUUGAGUGCUACUAUUAACAACAGCUUUUUUUUUCCAUUUCACGAACAACAUAACUCAUGGCACUAAUUAUACGGGAGAAGUUCAGCAAAUUUACAAUCGAGCUAGCCCAAGCAGUACCACUAUCGAUAUGAAGAAAGAAAAACCGCCAUACGGAAAGAGAAGUACGCGAAAAUGCGCGCAACCAGAAGUCUCCAUCCAUUACCAUUUGCUUUUAUGUUUUUUUAAUUGAAAAAGAUCUCGGAGCACGACCAAAAAUUAAAAUUUAAAGAAAUGUUAUAUCUCCAUCAAGCUUUAUGUUAGUCUUAGUUUUUGUUCCUGGGCCACUUGAGAAUGUGAAUGGGGCGCACGGGCUUGAGUUUCCGCUUGAACCCAGCCUCGUGCGGUUUCUUUCUGUGUGCGGUAACGACGGUUACAUGUAGUGUUUUCAGCUUGAUCGCGGCCCACUGGAUUUUCGUCCUUUGCGGUUGUAAGGAAACAGCCAACAAGAUGCGAAAAUGUAUUUGUGGCCCAAGGGCCUGCUCAAAACGAUCACGACCGAGCUCAAUACUAAAGGCACGGGGCAACCGCUAGCGCCAUCAUAUAUUUUUUUAGAUCUAGUUGUGCAAUAUUAACGAAAACCUAUAUUUUCAUUAAGACAAGGUUUUCUGCGCGGCGCCUGCUAACAUGCGAUGCAUGGGUACCCCCCUGCCCCGCAUGAUGUAGUCGUCUCUGCUAGUGGCCGAACAAAAUAAACAGGAGAGCUGCAGCAGCACAAAAAGCAACAAGUCAAAAAUAGCUGGAGUGAGGCUGCUGUAGGUACUUUGAAGUAGAGCUUAGAAGCACGCAUUGAGGUACGUUUUUUGUACGACGAAGCGUUUUUUGCUCCAAGGGUGCUUCUACUUCAUCUCGACGGUCGAACUGAUGCCACCACAACGCUCCUCGUGCCGCCUGAUUUGAAAGAAGUGUGCCUGCAAGCAUGUCGGAAGGUGAUAGAUUGCGUUUGAUGCGCAAAACAGAAAACGCGAUCUGCAACUUAGACUCACCUACGUCGCUCCAUUGCUUUAGAAUUUGACUCGUAGCAUUGACGUGAACGUCUCUCAAAAACAAAGCCAAAGCCAGCACUUGUCUUAGCCGCGCACAGACCAAGCCCACGCUCCUCCGGCGGCUUAGGAAAGAGCUGCACCCCAUAUCUAAACCGACUAUUUUUUUAAUUAGAAUCAGUUGAUCAGUGUACGUGAGAGUAAACGAUGAAGAUCGCACGACUUUCAAUUUCUAGAACGUAAGUAUCAGGCGUGAGGGACCCGCCUCCUCCUCCUGAGAUCAUGUUUUGAUUCAGUACUAGGGACGACACCGCUAUGAUGUAUAAAUAGUCAACAACUUCUACAUGCCUUGCUGUGGCGACAGCUUCUCGUCGUUUGUCGAAUGUGUUUGUUCAGCAUGAUAUCAAAUGUAAAAAUGUCUGGGUCUGGAAGAGUGCGCGAUUUGUCAUGCUGCUUUUCCAUGACCCAUGAGGUCUGGAAUGCAGGACCUAGCAUGACAGAUUCUGCGAGACCUUUCUAAUGCCUAUUCUGCAUGAGACACUACCUCCCGACUUGGUCAAAACUGAAACACUUUUGGUAAUCAUGCAACAUAGAUUUUUGCAUGCUGCAGAUUUAGCAUGACAAGUUGCAAUCUUCCAGACCCAGACAUUUUUACACUUGAUACAUGAAAAAGCUGCGGGCUGCACGUGGAGGGACAAGAUGGCGUUUGGUCGCCACUCAGCCCCUUUUUGCGAAAGGAAAGUAAUAAUAAGUAGGUAUUACUUUACAGUAAAAAGCUGAAGUACAAGUACUUCUACGAGCACGACACGACCACAACAUUUCGAGGAACGUACGGCUAAACGGAUGUUGACAAUUAUAUUUCCCCCCCAAUUCAUCAUCGGUGUCGUUGUAAAAGUAGCAAAAGGUGGUGCUUCCGCACACCUAAAGAAAGAGCUGUGGUCUAGUACAGACAGCUCUGCGCGGGAGGUAAUAGGUGGUCC
This is a messenger RNA of Amoebophrya sp. A120, 7707 nucleotides long. The record is from the annotation of a GenBank genome assembly. Lineage: Eukaryota; Dinophyceae; Syndiniales; Amoebophryaceae.